Talpa occidentalis (Iberian mole) is the source of this 2115-nucleotide messenger RNA. It is a transcript of the gene GPR171, whose product is annotated as G protein-coupled receptor 171. Lineage: Eukaryota; Metazoa; Chordata; Mammalia; Eulipotyphla; Talpidae. Gene Ontology annotation, biological process: G protein-coupled receptor signaling pathway. Gene Ontology annotation, molecular function: G protein-coupled purinergic nucleotide receptor activity. The transcript has 2 exons. Bases 161 to 1120 code for a protein of 319 amino acids. The record is from RefSeq and is a predicted model, not a curated record. Gene Ontology annotation, cellular component: membrane.
CAGCCAGCAGUCCUGCAAUAAGGUUGCUCCUGCUAACACUAAUACAAUAGCUCAUGCUCUGAAGACCUGGUGUUAGGCCUGUCUGCUGAGGCUCAAGAAUAUACUUUCAGAUACUGUGGAUUUUUUUUUUACUGACACACCAUCCUUACUUUCCCUCAAGAUGACAAACAGCUCUUUCUUCUGCCCAGUUUACAGCAAUCUGGAGCCAUUCCCAUAUUUCUUUUAUUUAAUUUUCCUUGUUGGAAUUAUUGGAAGUUGUUUUGCAGCUUGGGCUUUCAAAAAGAACACUACCAAUCACAAGUGUAUAAGUAUAUACUUAAUUAAUCUGCUUACAGUUGAUUUUCUACUCACUCUGGCAUUACCAGUAAAAAUCACUGUUGACCUGGGUGUGGCACCCUGGAAAUUAAGGAUAUUCCACUGCCAAGUAACAGCCUGCCUCAUUUACAUUAAUAUGUACUUAUCCAUUAUCUUCCUAGCAUUUGUCAGCAUUGACCGCUAUCUCCAGCUGACACAUAGCUACAAAAUUUAUCGAAUACAAGAACCUGGAUUUGCCAAAAUGAUAUCUACAGUUGUGUGGCUAAUGGUCCUUCUUUUAAUGGUGCCAAAUAUGGUGAUUCCCAUCAGAGACAUUGAGGAAAAGCUAAAUGUGGGUUGCAUGGAAUUCAAAAGGGAGUUUGGAAGAAACUGGCAUUUGCUGACAAAUUUCAUAAGUUUAGCGAUAUUUCUAAAUUUCUCAGGCAUCAUUUUAAUAUCUAACUUCCUCGUUAUUCGACAACUCUACAGAAACAAAGAUAAUGAAAAUUAUCCAAAUGUGAAAAGAGCUCUCACCAACAUACUUUUAGUGACUACUGCCUAUAUCAUCUGUUUUGUUCCUUAUCACAUUGUCCGAAUCCCAUACACCCUGAGUCAGACAGAAGUCAUAUCUGAUUGCGCAACCAGGAUUUCACUCUUCAAAGCCAAAGAGGCCACUCUGCUCCUCGCUGUGUCAAACCUCUGUUUUGAUCCAAUCCUGUACUAUCAUCUUUCACAAGCAUUCCGCUUGACGGUCACCGAGACUUUCGCUUCACAUAAGGAGAUGAAGACAAAGGAUGAAAAAUCAAGUUGUGAAAACAAUGCAUAAGAUAUAGCAUCUUCAUACUAUUGCUAUCACUUCAUGACUUACUGGACGAUAAGUAGAAAACUACACAAAAAUAGAAAAAAGAACCUAAGUAAAAAUACAGACAUAGCAAGCAAAUGUGGCCUGGUUGACUUACAAAUCAUGUUUCUAAAUGCAUGUCAAACAGCAUUCUUGUGGUUGUUGAUGCUCCGUAACCAAUUAUUUGUACAAGAAAAUAUUUAAAGUCUUGCUAAACUAAUGUAAAACCCUGAAAUAUCCUUGAAAUUCAAAUGAGGUCUAUGAGAGAGACUCAGAGGUACUCAUUUAAUGCCUGAAAUUGACUUCUUGAUAGAAAUAUGCAAAAUAACCUCCAUUAAGUUUCUAGUCCCUCAACAACAAAAUUUAAAGCGCUUUAAGAUCACUUGGGGAAAAAAAGGCCAGUGGAUUUUUGUAAGAAACCACCAGUGCCUGAUUUAUUAAUCCAUUACUUCAGAGACAAUCUUUUAACUUACUGCUUCAUUUUUAUUAUCUAAUUAUUUUCUAACAAAAAUUUUUAUUUCCAAUAAAGGCAGGAAAUACAUAAUUUUAAUGUACUAUAUAUACUUAUAUUUCAACCAUAGAUUAUAAAGAUAUUUUACUGCUAGUAAUGAAAAAUCCAGUGACUUACUAUUUUUAGUUUGCAGUAAUAUGAAACAGACUAUGUAACAUUUUUAAAGGGAGUUGCUAAAUUAUACUAACUGCUAAAAACUACUGUUUUGGAACUAGAAACACACAUCAAAGGUACAAAAAAAUAGCAUUAAUGAAAUGGUCUUAAAAUUUACAUGACAUUCCAUUGAACCAGGCCUUGUUAGGAAGUAGCAUGCUGAUGAUGAGGUUGAUUAUCACUGGAGCCAGCAUUAAAGUAUGGGUGACCCCUGCUCAUGUGGGUUCCCAUUCUUUGAUCAAAUUCUUUGUACUGCUAGUGAUGCAAUUAAGACUUACUCAGAAUAAAAAUGGAAAAGUUCAGAUAAACAUGCAUG